Fusarium poae is the source of this 1056-nucleotide messenger RNA. RefSeq lists its product as uncharacterized. The record is from RefSeq and is a predicted model, not a curated record. The coding region runs from base 1 to 1056 and encodes 351 amino acids. The transcript has 2 exons. Lineage: Eukaryota; Fungi; Ascomycota; Sordariomycetes; Hypocreales; Nectriaceae. Gene Ontology annotation, molecular function: protein binding.
AUGCAAUAUUCUAGGGCCGAUCGUCAGGCUGUCUACCGUUCUUCCCGAUGCAAACAAAUUUUCUCCAUCCCCGAAAACUUGGCUCUGCGUAAGCAGAAAGCGAUAAGAGCAGUGGUGAAAAGGCACAAUCUCACAGUCUCAAACCUCUCUCGUGAGAAGCUCGUUCAGAUCUUACAGUGUUUGCUUCAGGAAGGCGCUUUCGGGUCAUAUUAUACUACCCAUACCAUCUUUUCGGCACCCGCUUUGGCGCCAGUGGUACGGCAAGAGCCCCAAGCGGCCACCAGACCUUUAGAGGCCGAUCGAAAUCAAUGCAUCAUGGAAGAGCACAGGGCGUGGAUGAAAGAUCUCUUCCAUACAGGAAGAUACUCCGACAUAGACCUCAUAUCAGACACUAAACUGUAUAGAGCACAUCGCUCUAUCAUUUGCUCCAUGUCUCCUGUUAUAGACCGAUCCUGCAACUUUAACGCUGCCAAGCAUGAUCGGGCUGGGCUAGAGCUGAACAAGUCCGAUCACGGCACUGCCAAGGCUUCAUUCAACUUUGGAGAUGCCGACCCUGAGGCAGUAGAUUGUCUGAUACAGUUCUUCUAUAUGUGGGAUUAUGAAGUCAACCCUUCUCCAGCUGGUGAUGUCCUCGACAAGGACAAACCUCGGGGAGACAUUGACGAUUCACCUGUCGCAGAUGAUGAAACAAUUGCUCUUGAGGCUCGACGCCUGCUUCUUCAUGCCAAGAUAUUUACACUUGCGCACAUAUACGACGUUCCCCGACUCAGAGAUCUGAGUGUAAAGAAACUACGGGAAGUGGCUGGGCGGCAAUGGAGAUCGACUUAUCUGUUGGACGCGGCACGAGAAGCAUAUGCCGCUACUCCACCCGACGUCCUGGAGAUGCGGAAAGCUAUAGUACAAACAUUCUUUGAUAACCGGGCGCUUUUAGACGAAUAUUACGUCCGAGAGUUUCUGCUAGAAAUGCCUCAUCUGACACUGGAUAUCAUGCUGCACAUGAAUAACCCUCUAUCGUCAUUUGGGAGCUCUGGGCAUGGCUUACUUAGGUGGCAAUGA